AUGAAAGGAGUAGAGCCCCCUGGUUUUUCAUUCCAAAUAGUGAACACAAACAUGGACGAAUUUAGCCCUCGUGCUCGUAGGCGAAGUGCAUUGCUGACAUGGCAGCAUAUUGCUUCAUUACCUCCUAGCUUGCCAGUUGUAUAUUGUGGAGGUUUUAAUACACAAAAAGAGUCCACCACAGGACGCUUUCUUUUGGGGAGAUCAAGAGAACAUGGUGUGGUAGGUGAUAUGAGAGAUGCAUGGCCUAACGCCCGAUUGAGGAAAAAUGUGUCUCUUAUACGCACGUUUCAUGGAUUUAAAGGCAACAAACAAGGAGCUGUUGAGUUUUUUAAGUUGAUUUUUCGUGCACUUUGCUUGUGUUGGGAUCGACAAACUCAAGAUUUGCAUGUAGAUUGGAUCCUGUUUAGGGGAAGAUCAUUGGUGCCUGUUUCAUGUGAAGUGGUGAAUGAUAAUAUUGAUGGUCAAUACCCGUCUUCUCAUUAUCCAAUCUUUGCUGAAUUCAUGCUUCCAAGAACAGUCAGACUCCUGGAUCCGCCACCUGUCCAAGAUGAUGCAACUUCUCCACUUUCUUGAUUUUUUUUGUUUGUUUAUAUUUAUUCAACUUAUUUGCUUGAUUGCUUGGUGUUUCUUUCUUGAUACCAAAAUUGUUACUCUAAUUCUUGGAAAUUUUUGUGGGAUUUGAUUGAAAUUUGUGACUCCA
Molecule: messenger RNA, 700 nt
Organism: Lactuca virosa
Lineage: Eukaryota; Viridiplantae; Streptophyta; Magnoliopsida; Asterales; Asteraceae
Source: the annotation of a GenBank genome assembly